Messenger RNA from Schistocerca piceifrons (Central American locust), 1792 nucleotides. RefSeq names its product probable E3 ubiquitin-protein ligase HERC3. Bases 168 to 1595 code for a protein of 475 amino acids. NCBI's taxonomy places the organism in Eukaryota, Metazoa, Arthropoda, Insecta, Orthoptera, Acrididae. The record is from RefSeq and is a predicted model, not a curated record. The transcript has 7 exons.
GGCAGACAAGUGACAUUUGCGUUCCGGCGCUGGUAAAUUAGUUUGGGUUAGGGAAGAGGAGUGCUUAUGGUUGGACGAACGUAACCUUUAUUUUGCAUUGUGUGACGAGAAUAUGCCUUCAUCUCUGUGAGUGUCAUAAUGAAAAUAUAGCUUUAAUAAUUCUUGUUAUGAAAUGUGAAUCGUGCAAAAGUAUGAGAUUGUAUUGCUGCGGAUUUAAUGGUUUCGGACAAGUGUCACCAUCGAAGCAAAUUGAUACAACAGGGUAUACAUUGUUUCCGCUCAAGAACGUAACGGAUGUUUCGUUUUCGUGGAAUUACAUGGUGGUCCUUACAGGUACAGAUGUUUACGUGUCUGGGUUUGUGGAAGAUGAAUCGAAUAUUAGAAAGAAACUUAUUUUGGGCGAUGAAGAGAGAGCGAUACAGGCUGCUUGCUCCUCUUCACGGGCAUUGAUACUUACAGAUAGCGGUGAGUGUUGGCAGUACAUUUCGUCCACAGGAGCCUUAAAAAAGCUGCCAAAUUUUGUGAAUGUUGAGACUGAGAUGUCUACAUCUGAUGAUGAGAAGGAAACCGUAAAUAAACAGUGUAGACAUGGGAAGAGGAUUCAGGAUGGAGCACUUCCAAAUUCGAGUAGUGGAGAAUCCCACCAAAAAAUUGUUAAAAUAUGCUGUGGUGAAGCUAUUCAUGUGGCAGUAACUGCGGCUGGUUGUGCCUUCAGUAUUCCAUCUCCAUUGCCUCUCACGAAACAUCGUGUGACUGCUGUUGCUUGUGGUAUAGAACAUUGCCUCCUACUGACAGAUGCUGGAACUGUUUACUCUUGGGGAACUGGCACGCGUGGUCAGCUUGGACUGGGCACAUUUGAAAACGAAGAGAAACCUUGUGAAGUGGAGGUUUUGAGUGGACUGCAUGUAACAUUUGUGGCAGCUGGUGGAUGGCAUUCUGCAGCUGUCACAUUAUCCGGUGAUUUGUACAUGUGGGGAUGGAAUAAUUCAGGUCAGUUAGGCCGACCGGCUUUUCGUAGAAGAAAAAGUGCCAAUGGCAGGCUUGAUGACUCAUCAAGCACAGCUCUUGAAAGGAAGCUAUCUGAGAAAGGGACAGCUAGGUCACCUGCUGACAAAGGUGGUGAUGUUGAUGACAGCGGUUUCUCUCAGAUUGGGUGUAGAAAGUAUGAUGAAAGCUCAGGGAUACAUAGUGAUGAAAACAAGGCAAAAAAGCGGAAAGCUGGUGCUGAUGAAGAUGAUGCAUUUAAGACUGAUGAAAAAGACAGCUCCUUUGAAAAAGAUCCGUCAACUUUAAUUGGAGUGCCAAUGCCUGUAGACUUCCCAUCUGGUAUCUAUGCCAAUGUGAAGGAGGUGGGGUGUGGAAGCCGUCACACAAUAGUACUUUUAGAUGAUGGUUCAGUGUGGGGCUGUGGUUGGAAUGCAUAUGGACAGCUAGGCAAGCGACCAAGUGUACUCCUUAAUGUUGAUGAAAUGACAAGGCUAACACUACCAUCUGCCAGCAGUAAUGGAGAGACCGGCAGUCUGAAAGUUGUAGGUGUAAGAUGUGGAGCAUGGAACUCUGGUUUGUUAGUGGAAGAUGACUUGUCUGCGUGCUGACUUUUUGUUGCUCAAAGUAUUGUACAAGAUUGUGCCAUAUUUAUUUCUGUGAUCUUAUGAGUGAUAUACUUUACAGCUUAUAAUAUUUUAAAGCAAGUCCUAAGCACAAAAUAAAUUUUUCUUUUAUUCCUAAGUUUUAUUAGGUCUGUAUGUACAAAUAUGUUGCUGAAUAAAAUAUCAAUUAAGUUUUUUAUACA